Anopheles stephensi (Asian malaria mosquito) is the source of this 8482-nucleotide messenger RNA. RefSeq lists its product as uncharacterized. Gene Ontology annotation, molecular function: protein binding; guanyl-nucleotide exchange factor activity. NCBI's taxonomy places the organism in Eukaryota, Metazoa, Arthropoda, Insecta, Diptera, Culicidae. Bases 369 to 3860 code for a protein of 1163 amino acids. Gene Ontology annotation, cellular component: cytoplasm. The transcript is spliced from 10 exons. The record is from RefSeq and is a predicted model, not a curated record.
UCCACGAACAGGCAACCGUAUCUGAUCGAACCAUAAAGAGGUCCAACGGUAAUGGGUAAAGCGUCUCGCAUACUUUCAAUCAAGCCAUUUCGUAUCGUGACCAUCGUCGAGUGCGGUUCUACCAAGAUAUUGCGUGCGCACUCGUGGCGCCUUCGAAGCAAAAAACCCAGUUCGGUUUUUGGGGGGAAACGCGAUUGUUUCUCCGACAACAGUGUACAGCUGCUGAAGAUUAAAAGUCAAAGCUCAGAUCAGUGUGUGUGUGUUACAAGAUCAUAGAACCGCAAAAAAACGAAUGUGAACUACCGGCAAAACACGCCUCUAGACUAGAAAAAUUGCAAGUGCAUUGUGUGCCCACUAACUACUCGUCAAUGGAAGCAACCCAGCUCCCCAAGAAAAGACAACGGUGCCGUGUGAAAAUGUUGCUCAAAAACCGACAAUCGUACAGCAUCUGCCGAUUGCGGGGCAGUGCCGGCAGUGUUGUGGCCCACCAUCAGCAGAAGGAAAAGCUUCGGCUCGGGUACAGUGUGCUGCAGGCGUACGGUUACUACCUCGGCUAUGGCGCCAUCGGAUCGCUGUACCACUGUAGACCCCGAGCGGCUGCUGGUGGUGGCGUUCGGGAGCGUUACGUAGCGUUACGCGUGGACGAGGAGGACUUCCCGAUGGCGGACGGCACAAGUGCUGAGUACCGGUGGCAACAGAAUCCGACGCCCCUUCAGCUACGAGCCGUCUCUAGUCCAUCGAUUUCGGAGGCACCGAUUGAAGCGGCACCGGCUGGCAGAGGCAGCCAGCAGGAUGCACGGAAUCCCCACCUAAGUACUGGCGGUGCCAAUGUCCAUCUCAGUCCCACCUCGAAUGUGCAUCAAUCAUCAGCAUCAUCAUCAUCCUCGCAUCAGAAGACUGUCCAAACCAAAGUGUCCAGCAGCAGCGGCGGUGCCACACAUCAUCCAGUGCAAGCUUCCGAAAGCGUACUGCAAAAGUUCCGCAAAACGUUCUCACAUUUUAAAACCUCGAAAACGGUCGCCGCCCAACCGGUGACCCUUGCCACAACCGAACAGCACAACAGUGGCACGAUGAGUGUGGAUGACAAGCAGCAGCAGCAGCAGCAACACCAUCACCACCGGUUCGGACCACUGAUCUGGCGAUCGAGUAAGGAGCGCCGCAAGACCAAGUCCCAUCGGCGGGACAAAUGCAACAGCGGCGAUUCGGGCAUCCAGGUCGAGCUGGACAAUGAUGCGGAUCAGCAUCUACUGCUGCAGCAACUUCACCCGCUCGAGCAUCACCCGGAAGGUGUUCCGGACGGUGUGCGCAAUGGGGAGGUAUCACCCCACACACAGUAUACGGCCGGCGUACCGGUACGGAGGGCCAACUCAGCGAAAGUGUCCACCAGCAGCAGCACCACCAGCUCGUCCAUCCUGAAGCACAAACUAUCGCUCAAGGGCAAGGACAAAGAGAACGUCACCAACAUAUCAAGGCUGAGCGGCAAAUCGCUAAGCCAACCGUCCGGUCUGGACUGCAUCGUUGCGUCCGGUGAUGACUGCGAAGUGGACGGAAGGCGUCGACGGCGAAGACAGCACACCCGAACCUCCACCACGAUACCAACCGAGCUGGACGUUAGUGAUAGCGAAAGCAUCUCGUCCCACCCGGACGAAGAUGAGGCGGUAGCGGUAGAGGACGAACUGCUUGUCGAGCCCGUGUUUGCCGAGGUGUUGUUUUCGUUCCGGCCCGGUGGUCCCCAGGAGCUUGGUCUCGAGAAAGGUGCUCUGGUGGAGGUGUUGAAGCGAGAGGCAGGGCCGUGGUGGUGGGGUCGUCUAAAAUCGGACGCAAUCGUGACGACGCCCGCCGGUGUUGACGGUGAACGGAAACCGUCGGACUGCGGUUGGUUCCCGAAGGACUUUGUGAAGAUUGUGCCAACGUACGCCAAACCGAAGCAGAUACUCAUCAUUAGCAACAGUGAGACGACGAGCAAGCAGACGGCACCGUCCUCUCAUUCGCACGGUGCUUGUGAGGACGAUGACGGAGGCAGCAGUGCUUCCACGCUGAUCGAAGGUGGCAACUGUGAUAGUAGUACCCGACUGAUGGGCGGACUGUCGGUGGCGAGCGAUGGGUCGCCGGUAGCUUCCACCGGUACGCCACCGGACGCUGGUGUCGCUAGUCAUCUGGACCUAACGAAGGAGAACAUCAUCAAGGAGCUGCUCGAAACGGAGAUCAACUACGUGAAGCUGCUCAAUUCGCUUUGUUUGGGCUUCAUUAAACCGUUGCGCGAACGAGAAGACGUCUUUUCGGUGGAAAGUGUAAAUUUGAUAUUUUCCAACCUGGAAAAGAUCUGGCGAUUCCAGCAAACCUUUCUCGACGCGUUACGUCUCGCUGUGCCAAACAAUCGGAUCGGUGAAGUGUUCCUGGAGUAUCAAUCGGCGUUUAUGGUGUACUCGUCCUACUGCAACUCGUACCCCCGUGCACUGAUGGAGCUGGAGAACUAUGCCAACAAUAAGGAAGCGAAUCAAAUACUGGAAAACUGUCGUAUGGCGGAGAAUCUACCAGAGUUACCACUGUCGGCGCAUCUACUGGCCCCGAUACAACGGAUAUGUCGUUACCCGCUACAUCUCAGCGAACUAGUCAAACACUCGCUCACCCGGAAGGAGCUGCUGCCAACGCUGAACCUGCGCAAGUGUACCAAAUCCGAGCUGGAAACGAUGGACUGCCGGGAGGUGUUCGAGAUGGCCCUGUCGGCGAUGCGGCGCGUCACGGAGAUGGUGAAUGAAGGUAAACGGCACAGCGAGUAUCUGUCCCGCAUCCAGGCACGGUUCGAAAACUUCCAAGGCCCGUCGAUCAACGUGCACAGUACCCGGCUGUUUCUGCAAACGGACGCGAUCCGGAUGUCCCCGAACCUGUGGAACAACACGUACACCCUGUUCCUGUUCGACCGGCAGCUCAUCUACUGCAAGAAGGAUCUGCUCAAGCGCACCAACUACAUCUACAAGGGCCGCAUCUUUCUCGACAACUGUCGCAUCCUGAACCUUCCGGAUGGGAAAAUGUUCGGCGUGACGCUGAAGAACGCGCUGCGGCUGUACUGUGACACCCGGAACAAGUGGUUCGAUUUCUGCUUUCGCAGCAGCAGCAGCAAGCUGCGCUUCCUGAACACACUCUCGUCCGAACGGCAGUUCUGCGGGGAAAGUUUGUUCGUGUCCGAGCUGGACGGCGGUGCGGCGUCCUGCUUUGACGACGACAAUCUUUCCGAUCGUGAAUACUUCCCGUACGUGGAUUUGGAUGGCAAGGAGGGGGCGGAUAGUGGAGACCAGAAUCUGUACGAUAUGGUGGAUGGGGGCAGUGGUGGUGGUUUCCGGCCAUCGGUAGCAAGCAGCGUUUCGUCCAUGUCGACCAGUUCGCAGUACGCGAAAGAAUCUCUCAGCAAGCCGACCAUGAUGCCACCGUCGCUGGUGCCGCCGUCUGCCGUCGGUAGUGGGUCCGUUGGUGGUGGUAAUACGCUUCCGAAAAAGUCUCGAAAAAUGCCCAAAGAUGCAUCGCUCCAGCAGCAGCAGCAGCAGCAGCAGCAACAGGUGCUAGCUAGCUCCGACUACGGUUCGAAUUCGCUCGGGCGCCGCAAGCUGGGAAACUGGUUCCGGAAAGCGAAAAGCACCAACAGUACACCGUCGCAAAGCCCAACGCACCAUCCGAUGGCGAUGUCGCUUGCCUCGAUCGGCAACAACAACAACCACUCGGACAGUUCGUCCCAGAGCAGUCUGGUGACCGGGUUCCACCAACAGCGAACGCUCUCCACGCUUGGCACUACCGCCGGUGGCAGUGGCCCAUCCCUAUCCGGACCAGUUGGCAAAGAUGAUGACAAAGAUGAGCUGUUGUUCUAGUGCCAUUCCUUCAAAAUCCUUCAAUCCACUUCUCCAACAAGAUGCAAUUGUUGCCACAAAACAAUCCCCAUCACGACACGGCACAUUUGCGUGCCAGACAGACGCACAGACCAAACCAGUGUUUAGAAUAGUUUUAAACUAACGGCUAGAUCCCCCAUCUUGUUUUGGUACCUUAUAUGAGUAGAGCGUGCUAAAACGGCACCCCCAACCUUAAUGCAUUUUCCUUUCCAGCAAGCUAAUAGUAAUGUAAUUUGCGAUGAAAGUUUGCGCAAGAAAAGCUCCUCCUCAUAACCUUUUCCCACAACUGCUGCCAAUCGAGCCAAAGAGAGAAAGAGAGAGAGAGAGAGAGCAAGCGAAAAGAGAAAAUUAAUCUUAAAACAUAAAAGUAAACAAGAACAGUGUUCAAUUGAGUAGAAAGAAGGAAUGAAAAUGGUUUUAAACACGUGCAAAGAAGGAGGAAAACAAAACGAGUGAACCAAGUAAUGGUGGGGAAUCCGCCAUGUUGGCGGUUCUUUUUACUAAGCCAGCACCACCACCAUCAUCAAAAUGUCGUCAAUUGUUUGCGUUGGUUGUAAUGCGGUACUUCUAUGAGUAAAAUAAUUACUAAUUAUGCAGCUGGCGUCGUGAUCGCCAAGCAAACUGAACAGGGCGCUACAGUUAGUUACUAUUGUGUUAAGCAGUUAAGCAACAACAGCAGGUUUCACUCACAUCAGUAGUGUUAUCUGGUAAGUUUCGCUUUACGGGGCCGCGAAAAAGGGGCAAGUUGUUCUUUGAUUCCGUUAGUUGUUCCACUAUUUUUUGUUUUUAUGUGUGUGUGUUUGUUUGUACUAACUUUACAGAAACUGAUAACAAGCAAUCAAAGCCAGAGUACCCGCCAUUCGGGCGCGGGAAAGGAGGUAGUAAUAGUAGAAGUAUUACAAGCUAAUAAUAAUUACAGACACACACGCUUAACUGGAAAGACAUUUGUUGUCCGCGAUUUUAAACGUACGAGAUGAGAACAGUGUUGAUGAAAGCAAAUAAGGGAAAGCCUAGCUUUUGGGGAUCGCCAAGCACAACUACCGAGCUCCAGGAGUUGGGUGUGCUGAGUAAAACGAAGGCAAUAAUGUAAUGUAUUGCAAUAUAAAGGAACUGAGAAAGGAAUGUACUAGGCGGUGACUAUGGGAAGGGGGGUAGUAGUAGCAAUAGGGUUUGGUUCUGUUUCUUGUCGGUCUUUUGGAGGACGGGCGGAGUGAAUACUGCUUCGUAUAAUCAUAGAAUUAGUGGUUACUGUUACUUUUUAAACCAGCAAUUCUACCACCAAUCCACUAGUUGCUCUGAAGUCUCAGUUAGGUUAGGGUUGUUGUAGUAGUUGUACUCUCUUUUCUACCUGUACCAUGGUGCGGCAGGGAAAAAAAUUAUAUAUUAUUAGUUUGUGAAGGUAUUUAGAUAAAUACAGCCUAGCAGUGGCGAAACAAGCCCUUUGGAGGUCCUAACUAGAAUAAAAGUUGGAGGCCUCUUUCUGUUCAAGUUGGUGCCUCUCAGAUCUAUGGACUGGGCCAGAAUGGGAGGCCAAGUUGAGAUCCUUUACUAGGUCUCUUAUGGAGUUUGGGGUCCUCUAAAUUAUAGAAGCUGCCUGGACCUCACUACUUGCUUACAGGCAGAUACCCCUUGGGACCCUAGCAAGAUCUCUUAACGUGUAGAACAUCUUUUGGCCCCAGUUUAUCGGAACAUAAAGGCUCAAUGGGAUGGUCCUAUUUCCUGUUAUAAAUGUUAGGAAGUGAAAGUCCAAGGAGUAUGCGAGGAUUGAUCGCUAAUCCGCUAUCUUCCAUCGGGAAAUUAUCCAACAACACCAAAAUUUUUGAAAAAUGUGCGAGCAGCCCCCUUUAAGCAGCCUUAAAGAAUGCUUUCACACAACUUCUAGGGACACAAGAAAGGGCCAACGGAUUAUCAAGUUCUCCAUCGAACAGAUCUCUUCAGUUUAUCUGUCAAACUUGAGAAUAGUCUAGAAGGGGAAGUUUAAGUCUCAAACUCACCUAAAAAUGUGGCCAAUUUUUAUUGAAUCUAGUGUUAAAAUGAACGCCACAAUACAUAUCGGAAUUUUGCAGGACCAGGUACUUCCCUGGCUGAAGUCCAGCUAUUCUGAAGCACAAAACAUUAUCCUGAAAAAAGGAUGGAAAAGCCAUGUCUCACUCUUCAAAUCGAACCUAACGAUGACUGUUUGUUAUGAAUGAAGUGUUGGUCUGAAGGGCUCUUUGGCAGUAUUUGACCACAGCCUGUUUGGUUAUAGAAUUUGCCCAGCAUAUAUUAGGGCAUAAGCUUGGCAGAAAUUCUGACAAUGUUCCGAUAGUUUUAGUGAUAACAUCAGAGGACACAUUUGGUAGUAUUUCAGCCUUUCUUCCUGUCGCACCGUGUACAACCAUAUUUUGCGCUUCCACCGUCGUCGUUCAAUGCGAACCAUUUUGUCGAAGGUUGGUCACUUCAUAACAAGACUUAACACAACUACAGAGCUGAGAGUUGCACAAAAACGGCAGAAACGGAAGCAGAAGAAUUAGAAGGCACGGGGCUCUCUGUACUAUUAUACAUAAUAUAUGCUUUAAGGCAAAGCUCACAUACAACACAUUACAGGGUUAUUUAAAAUGGACAAACAAACGAACGCGAAUCCUUGCGAAGGAUCUUGUCACAACAAACUAAACGAUUGGGAGAAUGUGCUGCCGUGCCAUUCUCACCCCUUGGGGAUCAUUUCUUUGCAUUGGCCUGAAGUACAGGAAUAUUAUUACAAACCAGAAACUGACUUAGAAGAAUGCGCUUACCGUGUUGUGUGUUGUUUAAAACUGAAGAAUAGAGAUCGAAUUAAAACCUUAUACAAUUAAGCUAUUUUCUGAAGGCGAGCGAGAAAAUAACCCAACUUUUAGUGAUCGGUGAUCGAUGCAGGAGUAACACUUAAGACGACACGGGAGACAAAUGUUUGUGUGUGUGUGUGUGUACUACUUAUAUUGGAAGCUAAUAUUGGAAGAUCUCCGUAACUUUGUUACACUAACCGUACACACGACACGACCCGUCUUGGUAUUGUGUGCGUACUUUUAAUACAAGCUCAAAACGAAUGUCCUGAAGAUGAAGGAGGAGCAUACUAAAUCGAAAAAACGAACUAAAAAAAAUCAUAAAUUACAUAAAAAUUACACCCGCCAACUCUCGUUUCCGUUUCUGGCUCUCUUAUACAAAUGGUUCGACCUUCUUGUUGCAAUGUGACCAAGAAAAUACGGUACGAUUUGUAUUCUCAAAAACAGCCGAAGUUUCCUUUAUUUGAGGACGUGGAAGUGUAAAUAUAUUUGCCUGAAAAAAGGAGGAAUAAAAUAAAUGUUGCAGAAAGGUCUACAUUGCACCAGAACAAACCAAAAAAACAUCUAACCGAAGCAGUGGCGAAUCUAGACCUGUGGCGGGAAUAACUCUGAGGCUCAGAGGUUCCUUAAACGACGGGAUAUUCCAUUACGAAGUCUCUUAGACCAGGUCAGCUUCUUCCAAUACGACUAUCUGAUGGUCUACGAAGUCCGCUCCUUGGACUGCAAGAGCCCUUACGAAGACUACGAGGUCUCUUGUUAAAUCAAAUCCCAUGGACAACGAGAACUCUGCCAUUACUAUGUCUUUCGGUAGUGGAAACUUAGACAACAAUCUCUUGAACGACUAGGCCUUUCUGAUAACCAGGUCUCUUCGUAGAAAAAAAAACCCCAUGGAGCAAGGAGAUCUAUUCCAUUAUGCGGUCUCUUGCAUAAAAGACCUCUCCGCCCGCCAGGUUUCUUAGAAGACGAAGUCUCUUAUGUUACGAUGUCUCAUGAUAGCUGAAUGAGUCGGACUUAGACAACGAGAACUCUUCAACGAAAACACCUCUUGAUAAACCAGGUCUCCAGGCCCACGAGGCCUUUUCAACUAGGUAUCUUCAUAGACGAAGUUCCUUGAACUUUCGAGACCUCAAGGAGACUUCAAGGAUUCUUGGACGAGGAGGACUCGCUCCAUUCCAUAAUGAAGGUCUGUUAUUGGACGAGGUCCUAUGUUGGUAGCAGAAGUGAUCUAUUAGAAGAAACGUCGUUUCGGAAAGUAAAGGCCUCUUGAAUGUCUAAGGUCCUCGUAUAACGAAGACGCUUGGGCCUGCCCAAAGUUAAAUCCGCCACUGAACUUAAACUGAAGCACAAGUAAAAGAAAAACCACUCCAAAUUAGUAUUGUCACUUGCCGAAACGGAACAUAUCGUUGUAUCGUACGGAUAAACAAAUCCGGAACCAUGCCAAACGACCAUUCAGUUGCAGUACGAUCGAUCAUAGAAUUUAGACGUACAAAUAGCAUUCACAAACACGCACAUUAGCGCACUCCCAGGAGUUGGCCACCGCUCCAUACAUUUAACCCAAGAAGGCGUUGUGUUUUGGAAAGUGCAUAGCAACAAGGAGAUCAGAAUCUAGCCUACUACGUGACGAAGGCAAAUUUGGUGAAUAAAGUUUUUUGUUUGUCCAAUAAAAACAUUACACACUAAUUAACAAACACAGAUUAAGUAAAAGCCUCCCAAAGCGAGCGGAGGGAAGGCGCAAAAAUGCAGAAUGGAAUCUAAAUAAAGGAAUUAAAAUGAAAAAUGAAAAUAAAAACUCACGUUGUCGCCAAA